AUGGGAUACGCACAUAACGACAAAAGUAGAAAUAGAAACGUGAGCGGCUCGAACGUUGGACAUUAUUUAAAAGCAAAGGGUCCCCAAAAGAAUUGCAAAGAAAGUAAACCAAUCGAAUUGUAUGGUCAAAAUGUGCCUUAUGGCAGGAUUUUCCACGCACAUAACGAUGUUCUGCUUGGAGGACAAGACAUGGGGCAUUUAUACAGAAGGAGGGACAAGAGGACAAACAAUACUUACAAUUAUUGUAGAGAGGAUGGCACAAGGGGGAAUGUUGAAGAGGUUACUUACGUGUUUUACGAGCCACUCAGAUAUCCCGCCUUUAAGAUGGCGGAUAGGCGCAGUUGGGGAGGCGCCGAAAAUGGUGAUAUGCAGAAAGACGCCGAAAAAAGGAACCGACGUGACACAUCCAAGGAGGAUAAAGUAGUACCCGCCGUGGAUGGCCAAAAUCGAGAGAGCCCUGGAGGAGCUAAGGAGGUGACUAUCACCACUGCGAACUUAACCCGUGUAGGGAAGACGAAGAAGGCAGGGGAAUGCAACUCGGGGGUGGUGGAGGUGAAUAGAGAGAGGAGUAGCGAUAAUCGGGGGAUGAAUAAACAGAAGAGUAGAGACAACGUGGAAGUAAAGAAUAAUCCUCACAGUGGGGAUGAAACCGAUCACGUGGAGAACCUUCCCCCUCAGGGGAAACUUCAAAGAGAAGAAAAGCAAGCAGAUAGCAAAAUGAAGCACUACUUGUAUAGAGACUCCAAAGUGGAGCCGAGAAUGAACUCAGUGACCCCUACCGGGGAGUGUAACCUUUCCCUGAGUAAAUGGAAAAGAGAAAAAAAUAACUUCUUCAUCCCAAUAACGUCGCCAAGACUAAGUAGACACCCAAAAGAAAUUACAAACGAAGUGAAAUUCAUUCUCCACAUGACAAUCUUAACUCUGUACAGAGACCAGAUCAAGCCUACCUACAAGAAGAUUAGACAACGGCUGGGAAGCUUCCAUCAGAAUGUGGAACUGAAAAACAGUUUUUUAGAAAUAUGCUUGUCUUUGCAAAAUGAGUACCUUGUCGUUAAGUCCAAGAAGAAUAAUAUCUUCGUCCUGUUGAGGGAGACUCCCAAAUGGUUUAGUGGCUGGAUUAAGACACGAAGUUUUGCUAACCCAUAUCCUGAGACGAUGUGGAGGAAGUUCGCCCGUCAUCUUUUGCAAGCGUGCAGGGCCGGAGCGGGGGGGGAGUCUCCUUCCCCUCAGAGUCAGCUGGCGGUACAGUUUGCUAAGCAUUUGUGGAGGAAGGGGCACUUAUUUUUCCAAAGUUCGGACACUCUGGAGGGGGUGCUCCGUUUCUUCGGACAGGAUGGCCCGUUUGGACAAGAAGCCGCCUCGUAUGAUGCGUUUGGACAUAGGGCUAUUCCACCCGGUACUGCCCCACAUGGUGAACAUGCUGGAAGCCCCAUGAGAUUGUUCAUCUUCAAUUUCCUCCACGACAGCUUCUCCUACUUCUCGCGUGUAAAUGACUCUGUAGUUCGGCUAGUCGAGAGCUCUCUCGUCGAUCUGUAUCGGUCCAUUUUGGGCGACGAGGAGGACAAGGCGGGGAGCGGUCAAGCGGCAAUCAGUCAAGCGACAAUCGGUCACGCGGCAAUCGCGUCGGAACCCCCCUGGAAACUAGACAGCGACAUAUACAAAGCGGCGGAGGGACUGAAGAAGAGAGGCCUCCCUUUCCUCAGCCACUAUUCUGUAGGAAAAAUAGCACAUAUCGUUCAGCUCGGCUUGUACAGUGGGCUGCUGCACGAAGAGGGUCAGGCGAUCAAGCCGGCCUGCUGCUGCAAGGGGGUGGCCGCGUCGGUCUGGGGUGGCGCAACAGUUGGCGCGGACGUUGGCACAGGAGUUGGCGACAAAAUGGACAGGAAAAUUAGCAGCCAGGUUAGCAGCAACGCUAGCAGCGAAGAGAGCGCCGAAGUGAGCGGCCAAGUGGACAGCCCCCCCUGGAGUGGCCUCCUAACCGAGGAACCCCCCCACAAGCUCAACUUCCGCUGCGCCGAACGGCAGGGGCCCGCGAGGGAAGAGACAAAGGGGGGAGAGAUCGAGGAGGCGCCCUUUAUACGAAUGGUCAAAAGGCACAUGGAAGGGGAAGACUCUAAUGCGAUUUGCAGCGACGCUGAUGCGGUUUACAGUGACAGCUCUUUACCCUGCCGCGAUGCUUAUACGCCGCUUCAAAACGGGGGAGGAAGUUCCAACGCGGAAAAGUGCGAUAGAGUCCCCCUAGUGCCAACCGCCGAGGAUGCUAAAGUGAAAAUCGAUCAGCUCCUAAAAGGAAGUAGAGAAAAAAUCGUCUUCUUCUGCUCCUUUAAGGAUAAAUUUUUUAAAAAGUUUCAGGAGGUGUUAAAUCCUAUCCACUUUGGCUGCCGAAGUUUAAUUGAGUUUCUUUUUUUCCACUGCCAAGAGGUGUGUAAGCUAUUUCUUCUAAAUAGAAAUGUCAUUUUAGUGCACCCCAGUUGUGAUGAGGAGUCUGUAAUGGAUAUUGUGACACAGGACGAGGAGGAUCGGGAGGGAGAUGGCGAUGCGGAUGAAAAUAUAAUUGAGCAGUUUAAUUACGCGGAGUACGUCUCCAGUGUGACUUCUGCUCAAAAGAGAAGUCAGACUCAACAGGGGAACCUCCAAAUCUGCACCGUGUUGAAGAACCUGGGGCAGAGGAAGAAGGAAAAUUUUUUUAUUACCUUCUCCUUUUGGAAAUGUGUAACGGGAAAGGGGAAGAUGUCCACGCGGUGA
Messenger RNA from Plasmodium inui San Antonio 1, 2745 nucleotides. RefSeq lists its product as hypothetical. Bases 1 to 2745 code for a protein of 914 amino acids. The transcript has a single exon. The record is from RefSeq and is a predicted model, not a curated record. Lineage: Eukaryota; Apicomplexa; Aconoidasida; Haemosporida; Plasmodiidae.